This is a messenger RNA of Chironomus riparius, 1796 nucleotides long. The record is from the annotation of a GenBank genome assembly. Lineage: Eukaryota; Metazoa; Arthropoda; Insecta; Diptera; Chironomidae.
AAUGCGCUUAAGUCCCUCGAUCAAAAACACGAGGACUUCUGUAUUUUUUUUCUUCAAAUUUUCAGUUUCCAUAUCUUUUUUAAUAGUUUUUGUAUCCACCUAACAAAAAGUGCGGUUUUUCGUUUUUCCAAAAACCGCAACCAGAAACCUCAUUAAAAGGAAAGUUUGUAGCUGCAGUUUUACGUCUUCUGCAAAAAAAAAAACAGAUUUUAAAUUGAAUUAAGACAUCGCAAUUUUACGCUUUUUGUUAGCAAGCAAAAAAGUAAGUUAAUGCUGAGUCAAGCAUGGGCUUUUUUGUACAAUAUUUUCAAUGGUACGGUGUGAAUAUAUCCGUAUUGGGUUUCUCCUCGAUAAUUUUUGUGUAUUUAUUUUAUUGUUAAAAAUUCUAAUAUUUAAUGAAAAUCUUUUGAAGUUUGUUAAGUAUGAAUGGAAUAAGGAAGUACAAAAAUCAGUUUUUAGCUAUUAUUCCUGCAAGCUUCAUAUCAAUUUGUAGCGGAUUUCAUCUUGCAUAUGGAAUUUUCAAUUCAAAUCUCGGUCAUAAAGAUUGGAUGUAUAAUUUUGGAAAUUUGCCAAUUUCAAUUGUACCAGUUUCAUAUCAUAUCUUAGCAUUUUGCGGUGGAGUUUAUGCGAGUUGUUUUUACAGAAAUGUGUCAAUUUAUAAGCUACAUUGCAUCUCAUCAGCUUUCAUGGCAUUAGGAGGAGUAGUUUUUUGCUUAUUUGAGGACAUUUACUACACAAUUUUAACAUCACGAAUCCUUACCGGAUUUGCAUUUGGAAGUUCUCAUAUCAGCUCUCUUUUUUACAUUGGAGAGAUUUCAUCAAAGGAAAAACGCGCACAGUUGGUGCUUUUUCAGCACUUAUGUCUAACAGUUGGGAUGUUCCUACAUUCUAUUUCAGACGCAUUUGGCAUUUUUUUUGGAAUGGGAAUAUUUUUAGUUAUGCUAUCUUGUACAUCAUAUCCAAUUGGUUAUUACACGAUGAAAGAUUCUCAUGUGUUUUUGAUUCUUAAUAACAAAGAAGACAGUUUGAAAAGGUUAAAGCAUUUCCGUGAUGAAAAAGAUGAAAUUAUAGAUUUAGAACAUGAUGCACUGCAGAGCUACUUGAUUGAGGAAGAAAGUCGGAAAUUCAACUUUUUUAGUCGACACAACAUUUUGACAUUAUUAGUUAUUGUUUUGGUUCAAAAUUCUUACAUUUCUGUCUUUAAUCCACUUCACAAUUAUCUUAGAUUGCUUUUUAUGAAAAGUUUUCUAAUGAAAUGGACCGAAACUGUUGCAUUGUCAGCACGUAUCUUUGGAACUUUAGCAUCAUUUUUAAUUUUAGAUUGUGUACCAAAAAAAUUUCAUUUUACAAUUCUUAGUGGAAUUAUUUCAAUAACUUUAAUCACAUUUGGAUCUUUACUAAUUUUUUUCAGUCAACUUUGGCUUCCUCUGAUAUUUUUAAUCAGUGUUGAAUUUUUCCUAGGACUUGGAAUGGGUGGAAUAAGUGAAAUACUAAAAUCUGAGCUUUUUCCAAUCAAAGAAAGAAGGAUGUCAGUAUCAGUAGCUUAUUUUUUUGAAGAAAGCUUGCAAAUUAUUUCAUUUGUAAUUUUAUACAGUUGGGCAUUUGGUUUAGGAAGUAAUCCAACAUAUUGGCCAUUUAUUUUUGCUGCAAUUUUACUUAUUUGUUCACUUUUAGUAUUUUUUGUUUUAAAAGACUCAAGAAAAGAACAUUUAAUUGAUGCAUCUAUGCUUUAUAGUGACUAAAUUGUGUAGAAUUAUGAUUUUAAUAAAUAAUUUUAAAAUCUCUAUUUGAACUCA